Messenger RNA from Tarenaya hassleriana, 3109 nucleotides. RefSeq names its product small G protein signaling modulator 1. The transcript has 13 exons. Lineage: Eukaryota; Viridiplantae; Streptophyta; Magnoliopsida; Brassicales; Cleomaceae. The coding region runs from base 248 to 2617 and encodes 789 amino acids. The record is from RefSeq and is a predicted model, not a curated record. Gene Ontology annotation, molecular function: GTPase activator activity. Gene Ontology annotation, biological process: activation of GTPase activity.
AGAGAGAGAGAGAGAGCGAGAGAGAGAAGGAGAAAAAAAAAAGAGAGGGGAAAAACCUUCCGUGUGGAAGAAAAAUGGCGAUCGGAGAAGAAUAGAAUAUCCUUGGAGAUUAUCCAGGAAUGUGCUUCUCCGAUUACAAGUUUCAUGUUGACCGCAUUUCCAGUUUCAGAUAACUUUUGUUGUCUUUCGAGGUUGAGGAGGUGGGAAGUGGGUAGAGAGGGGCAGAGCCCGUGCCUCUCGAGUACUGAUGUUUUCUGGUGGAGAGGAUAAUAACAAAUGGACUUGUGGAAAAGCUGGUGUGAUAAAUUUGCAGAAAGUUGGAUCUCUGGUUCGGGAUAUGAGCGAGCCUUGUCUUUCACAAACGCGGAUAAAGGUUGUUAUAACUGUCGGAAAGAUGCUUAAACCGGAAAAGUGGCAGGCGACUUUUGAUAGCGAUGGAAAGGUUUCUGGUUUCCAGAAAGUGCUCAAGUUAAUUAUUUUAGGGGGAAUUGAUCCGUCUAUUCGUGCUGAAGUGUGGGAAUUUCUUCUUGGCUGUUAUGCAUUGAGCAGCACUUCGGAGUAUCGUAGGCAACUCAGGGUAGCUCGCAGGGAACGCUACAAUGAACUGCUCAAGCAAUGCCAGGUGAUGCAUUCGAGUGUAGGAACUGGUUCGCUCGCCUACGUAGUGGGUUCUAAAGUUAUGGAUAUGCGGAAAUCAUAUAGAAAUGAGGUGGCAAAAGAUGCUACAGCUGAAAGCAGAGAAACUUGUGUUGAUGGUGAUGAUAAUACUGAGAAUCAUGGUGACUGCAAUAACAAUUGUGCUGAUACAUCUCAUGCUCACAGAAGGGGAAGUUCUAGUGAGUCAGUUGACCUUGUAAGUGGAAGAGAAAGUCCUGAUAGCCCAGCAUAUGACGCUUCCUCUUUUGUGCCUGCUUCUAGUCCCGGUGGCUUUGCAUCCUCCGAUCCAUAUGUCGCUGACGGAUUUUUUGAUUUCCCCCCUUUACCGGUCAUAGAUUUGUUUGGGAGGAGUAGUUUAGAUGAGAAAGGGUUUGCUAUUCCUGAUGGAGAAGCUUCACAGCAAAGCAAAACAGGAUUUGAGGAUGGGGGUAUGCACAGUUUUCUAAUUGAUAACAAUAUCGAUUUAGUUAUAGAACCACAGGAAUCCACUUCCAAAAAUGUGACUACUUCCAUUAGUUCGGAAAUUGAAGUGGUGCAUCCAGACUCUGUUGAACCAUCAUCACAUUCUGGUUAUGCAGCAGAAAUAGUUGAUAGUUUGACAAUGUCAGACGUCCCUGAAGUUCCUUCGGCAAAGGGAUCACCAUCCAGUGUUGGACCAUCAUCGCGUUCCGGUUGCACUGCAGAAAUAGUUGAUGGUUUGAGAAUAUCAGAUGCCCCUGAUGUUCCAUCGGCAAAGGGACCCCUUUCUGGUGGUGGACCUGUGGCAGGAGAUCGAGUGUCUGAAUGGCUUUGGACAUUGCACCAAAUAGUUGUUGAUGUGGUAAGAACGGAUAGUCAUCUUGAGUUCUAUGAGGAUCCAAGAAAUCUCGGAAGAAUGUCAGAUAUCCUUGCUGUUUAUGCAUGGGUUGAUCCUGCGACGGGCUAUUGCCAAGGCAUGAGUGAUUUAGUGUCUCCUUUUGUGGUUCUUUUUGAGGAUAAUGCCGAUGCUUUUUGGUGCUUCGAAAUGCUCAUAAGAAGAACGCGUGCAAACUUCCAGAUGGAGGGACCAACUGGAGUGAUGAAACAGUUGCGAUCGCUAUGGCAGAUACUGCAACUCACAGAUAAAGAAAUUUUUUCUCACCUAUCACGUAUUGGUGCUGAAAGCCUUCAUUUUGCCUUCAGGAUGCUAUUAGUACUUUUCCGGCGAGAGUUGCCUUUUAACGAGGCUCUCAGGAUGUGGGAGAUGAUGUGGGCUGCUGAUUUUGAUGAGUCUAUCGCUGGAACUUUGGAGAAUGACUGCUUAGAGCCGUUGGUAGUUCAGCUUCCUAGACAACCUGGAGAGGAAGUUGUGGACGAAAACAUAGAUGAUCGAAAUUGUAAUAGCACAAAGACUGAACCAACUCCAAAGAGCGGGCCAAAUUCAAAGAGCGGCCCAUUGUUAAAGAGCAGUCUGCUAUCAAAGAGCGGUCUGCUACCGAAAAGUGGUCCAUUGCCAAAGACAAGUGCAGUGUCUGAUGAUGCUGUUAUGAAGUCAGCAUCUGCAUAUAAUUUCUGUGGCUUGACAAGGAGCUUGUGGUCAAGGAACGAGAGAACGAAUGUCGCUUCUGUAGUGUCAUCGUUCAGAAAGGGGGAUGAUGAGCUUCCUGUCUUUUGUGUGGCCGCAAUUUUAAUCAUGAAUCGGCAUAAAAUCAUGAAAGAAACCCGCUCAAUUGAUGACAUGAUAAAGAUUUUCAAUGAUAAGCUGCUGGUAAUUCGUGUGAGGAGAUGCAUACGCACUGCCAUCAAACUUCGUAAGAAAUACAUGUACAAGAAUCAGCUAACCAAGACCAAGAGCCAGAAUCAGUCUCAGAAUCCCAAUCAGGACCAAAUUCAGAACGAAACCGAGAUAGAGAAUCAAAUCCAGGAGGAGAUUCAGGGCCUUGAUGAGAACCAGAGCGGAAGACCGAGUGUACAGCAUAGCCCCUGCCACUCAGAAUGGUGACUGAACUAGAGCUCACCUUCGACCAUCGGGUGCAUUAGCUGCUUAAGAUAUCAAAAAAGAAAAAAGUUCAAAUAACUAGGGCAUCUUUCCAAGAAGGGGUUUGCUAUUAGAAGAUCCAUGCUUUGAUCUGUGCACACAUCAUGUUUGACGACCUUCUGAGGCACCAGGAGCAAGAGUUUUGAGGAGGCUGUGAAGUGAAGUUCACAAUCAUUCAUUCAUCUGGGGACUCGCUUGCAGCCAGAGGUUAGGCAAAAUGAAAAUCGUCGGUCUCCACUCCCUCUAGUGCGAGAGUUUAUUUGUUUAUUUAUUUUUAUUGUUCAUGUGAAUAUCAGAGAGUUUUCAUCUAGAAACACACACACGCAUACAGGAAAGAAGUGCGGUAGUCGUUGAAGCCCUUUGGCCCAACCGUUACUUGUAAUAAAACCGAGAGAGCAUGGUACACAGAGAUUUAUUUGUGAAACAAAUUCAUAGUCUCUGUUUUUUUUCUUCUUC